AUGUACAUCAGCGACUGUUAUAAUGUUUUUCUCUCAUGCCCUGUCGAUAGGUGCGAUCAUGUUUCAUUCAAUGCAUCAUCCGGCGCAGCAUAUAGCGGGUUCAAGGGUUUCUGGGUCUUAGCAAUCGCUGAAUUCACAACAUGUUUAGUUUCGUACCUAGUUAGUUCCUUUGUGUUGUUCAAGUUGAUGGUCAUCAGUCACGAGUGGAGCGGAAGCGUAAUUGACCAGGUCUCUCUUCCGCCUUGUGUCCUGCGUAUAUCCAGACAACUCCCGAAACACACAUCUUCUACCUUCUGUCCCCCUGCAACUCUGGCUACUCCCAGACAUAAUAAACUUGAGUUGGCAAUGUUGUAA
This is a messenger RNA of Penicillium verrucosum, 354 nucleotides long. RefSeq lists its product as uncharacterized. The transcript has 2 exons. The record is from RefSeq and is a predicted model, not a curated record. The coding region runs from base 1 to 354 and encodes 117 amino acids. Lineage: Eukaryota; Fungi; Ascomycota; Eurotiomycetes; Eurotiales; Aspergillaceae.